Messenger RNA from Condylura cristata (star-nosed mole), 1082 nucleotides. It is a transcript of the gene UNC50, whose product is annotated as unc-50 homolog (C. elegans). Gene Ontology annotation, cellular component: Golgi membrane. The coding region runs from base 134 to 904 and encodes 256 amino acids. The transcript has 6 exons. Lineage: Eukaryota; Metazoa; Chordata; Mammalia; Eulipotyphla; Talpidae. The record is from RefSeq and is a predicted model, not a curated record.
GGGAAACGUCACUCCCCAAGCGCCUGCUCCAUCGCGGAAAGGGAAGUUGGCCCGGCGGCUGCUGGGCUUGGUUGUUAGCUGAGGUGGCGGGCUGUUUUGACCCGGGUGGAGGCUGCCCCGGGGCUUCAGGGAGAUGUUGCCAAGUACUUCCCUAGGGCACGGGAAUGGAGUAUUGAAUUCCAGAGAUGCAGCAAGACACACAGCUGGAGCAAAACGCUACAAAUACCUGAGAAGGCUUUUUCGUUUUCGGCAGAUGGACUUUGAGUUUGCUGCUUGGCAGAUGCUCUACCUGUUCACUUCCCCGCAGAGAGUUUAUAGAAAUUUUCAUUAUCGGAAACAGACAAAGGACCAGUGGGCCAGAGAUGACCCUGCUUUCUUGGUCUUACUAAGUAUUUGGCUCUGUGUGUCCACUAUAGGAUUCGGCUUUGUGUUGGACAUGGGAUUUUUUGAGACAAUAAAGCUGCUCCUUUGGGUUGUGUUCAUUGAUUGUGUAGGUGUUGGUCUUCUCAUAUCAACUUUAAUGUGGUUCAUCUCUAACAAGUACUUAGUGAAACGGCAGAGUAGAGACUAUGAUGUGGAGUGGGGCUAUGCCUUCGAUGUUCACCUGAAUGCUUUUUACCCACUCUUAGUGAUUCUGCAUUUCAUCCAGCUUUUUUUUAUCAACCAUGUUAUCUUAACCGACACAUUUAUUGGAUAUUUACUUGGAAAUACCUUAUGGUUGGUUGCAAUUGGCUAUUAUAUCUAUGUAACCUUCUUAGGAUACAGUGCAUUGCCAGUUUUGAAAAAUACAGUAAUUCUUCUCUACCCAUUUGCACCUCUCAUUCUACUCUAUGGACUGUCACUAGCUCUAGGAUGGAACUUUACCCACACACUCUGCUCCUUCUACAAGUACAGAGUGAAAUGAAGAGACUUUCAUUAUAAUUGUCGACAGUAUCGAUGAAGUAGUGAUUUCUUAUAAAACUUGUAAAUAUACAAACAUUGUAGAUAUUAUAGAAGGUGUAAAGCUUGCAAAUUUGAGGAAAUAUACAGUGACAUUCCUUAAACUAAAUGUACAUUUCUAUAAUAAAUAUUUUUAAACUAAA